AUGAUCACCCAGCCGAUCCCACGUGACACAUCCUUCCUCCGCUCGGUGCAUUCUGGUUAUUCGGUGUGUCCUUGUGGCGACAUGAGUGGCCUGGCAGUACGCGGCCUGCGGGCCUUCCAGCAGCUGUCGCGCCGGACCUUCAGCAGCACAGCUUGCAGAGGGUUGGAGAAUAAGGUUCCUGAAAAGCAGAAACUUUUCCAGGCAGACAAUGGGGUCCCAGUUCACUUGAAAGGAGGUACUGGAGAUGCUGUGCUCUACAGGCUAACCAUGGCACUCACGGCUGGAGGUACGCUUUAUGUUCUCUACCAACUGUUCAACAUUGCCCUGCCUAAGAAGAAGUAACGUUCGUUUGCAAACAUGUUUUAUUCCACAACCCUGUCUAACUAUGUAUACUGUAAUUCUUCAGGGAUCUGAUCUUGUGAAUGGCUGUUCAUGGUUUAUGGGAACAGUAACUUAUUUGACAUAGCUUAUAUAACAAAUAAAGUGAUUAAUUACA
This is a messenger RNA of Mobula hypostoma (lesser devil ray), 496 nucleotides long. RefSeq names its product cytochrome c oxidase subunit 7A2, mitochondrial-like. NCBI's taxonomy places the organism in Eukaryota, Metazoa, Chordata, Chondrichthyes, Myliobatiformes, Myliobatidae. The record is from RefSeq and is a predicted model, not a curated record. Bases 1 to 342 code for a protein of 113 amino acids. The transcript has 4 exons. Gene Ontology annotation, biological process: regulation of oxidative phosphorylation; mitochondrial respirasome assembly; mitochondrial electron transport, cytochrome c to oxygen.